Molecule: messenger RNA, 444 nt
Organism: Laccaria bicolor S238N-H82
Lineage: Eukaryota; Fungi; Basidiomycota; Agaricomycetes; Agaricales; Hydnangiaceae
Exons: 4
Coding region: 1-444 (147 amino acids)
Source: RefSeq, a predicted model, not a curated record
AUGACAACAGCAGACACCAGCCACAAUGAAAAUGAGGUGGCAACGCCAUGUCACCUGCACCCAAUGGCUGAACGACCUCUUGCCAUGUCAACGGCUUGUGGCAACAACAACAUGGCACAUCAACAACAGCCAUUCCUGUGGAUUCUAGUGCCAUUCCUGUGGAUUCUAGUGCCAUUCCUGUGGAUUCUAGUGCCAUUCCUGUGGAUUCUAGUGCCAUUCCUGUCCAUUCCUGUCCAUUACUGUGGAUUCCAGAAUCAGUGGGGCAUGAUGAAGUACUGCAUGAACCUGCCAAAUCAGCCCAAUGUCGGUACCACAAACAGAAACCCUGCCCCAACUAUGCAAACCACAUCCAGCAAGGAUGCGCAGCAGUGCAACACUGAAACGAUGAGUCCAACGACAAUGCCAAGCCACAUCAUUGACGAUGGAAGCUGCCACGCUGCCUGA